GGUCCAUCGUUUUUUGUCCAUGCAACAAAACGUAACCAUUAAUUAGCUCCAAGGUAUUGAUACCAAUUACUUCUUUUUUUCUUCUUGUACUCAAUCUUGCCUCAACAGUCGUAGUAAUGGCACCAAACAGCAUAAAAAAACUCAGGAAACUGCCUCAUGUGUUCAGCAAAGUCCUCCAAUUACCGAUCCCGUCGGACGCGGAUGUCGAGGUGGUAGAAAACCCCGAUUUCUUCCGUUUCAUGGCAAAAAUGGACCAGCAUGGUGAAAAUAUUCGUAACGUGAGGGCACAAACAGUGGAGAUUCAUCCGGGGAUUACGAAGAUAGUAGUAGUGAGAAAUGGUGGUGAAGCGAUGUUGGACCAAUUGAACGUGGACACGUGGAGAUUCAGGUUACCCACGUCCACAAAGCCGGAGCUGGCUACGGCUGCGUUUGCGGACGGGGAGCUAAUCGUGACGGUGCCGAAAGGUGUGAACGGUCGUGGAGGGAAGGAUGUUUUGGUACGCCGCGGAAAUAUCAAGCUUGUUCUUGUACAAUAAGAUUAUCAGCUAGAGCUCUCGAUAUAUUGACAUUAUUUUCUAGGGACGAAAUGAUAUAUUUGAAAAAUAAUUAUGUUUAAACUUGUAUUUCAUCCUCAUUGAUGACAAAUAAUAAUUAUAUGCAAAUCUUUGAAUUGAAUCA
This is a messenger RNA of Solanum lycopersicum (tomato), 678 nucleotides long. RefSeq lists its product as uncharacterized. Lineage: Eukaryota; Viridiplantae; Streptophyta; Magnoliopsida; Solanales; Solanaceae. The record is from RefSeq and is a predicted model, not a curated record.